Molecule: messenger RNA, 418 nt
Organism: Olea europaea var. sylvestris
Lineage: Eukaryota; Viridiplantae; Streptophyta; Magnoliopsida; Lamiales; Oleaceae
Exons: 2
Coding region: 1-339 (112 amino acids)
Source: RefSeq, a predicted model, not a curated record
AUGGUUUUCGAGUUAGAUAACCAUGUACGGACGAAAUUAACACAUGAUUUUCCUUCUUCCUCCGCCUCUACAGAGAAUGACAGGUAUAUUGAAGGAGGGUCAGUUUCGGACAACAUGCUUGCUGAGAUAACCGGCCACGGAGUGGAUGAUGACAUUCUUGAAGGAGUGGACGUGAAGUCAUCUAAUAUUGUGGGUGACGACGGUUUGGCCAACCAGAUGGUAGGUGUUGAAAAUGAGAUAAUCGUGCCUACGGUUGGUAUGAAAUUUGUGGAUGAAACCGAGGUAUUCGAAUUUUACAAGAGAUACGCUUAUCAAGUAGGAUUUCCUGUUAGAAAAUGAAAUACAACGAGGGAAGAUGAUGGGUCAGUACGGUAUGUGAGUUUUACCUGUAGUCGAGAAGGGCGACGAAAACGUAAUA